Calidris pugnax (ruff) is the source of this 1368-nucleotide messenger RNA. It is a transcript of the gene DENND10, whose product is annotated as family with sequence similarity 45 member A. The record is from RefSeq and is a predicted model, not a curated record. The transcript is spliced from 8 exons. The coding region runs from base 541 to 1251 and encodes 236 amino acids. Gene Ontology annotation, cellular component: late endosome. Gene Ontology annotation, biological process: regulation of early endosome to late endosome transport; protein transport. Gene Ontology annotation, molecular function: small GTPase binding; guanyl-nucleotide exchange factor activity. NCBI's taxonomy places the organism in Eukaryota, Metazoa, Chordata, Aves, Charadriiformes, Scolopacidae.
UUUUUUGCCCUCGUGAAGCAGGUCUAGAGUGGAUAUUUAUUAACGUUAAAAUAAAUGAAACCUGUAAAACAAGUGCUGCCCUACAGCUUAAGCCGUAUCUGCAGAACUGGGUGUUUAGGGUCAGAGUAAGGUGGAAUUUUAAUCUGAUUCCAGGAAACAAACCUGAUUAACCCAUCAAUUUACCUCCUUGCUGCUGUUUGGCAUUCUCACAGUGAACAUCUUUCCACCAUAGAAAAAGACACCAACGGAGAUGCUUUGUGGGUUUGGUGUUAUCCGUCCGUAACAGCUGAACUGAGGAGUCUGUUGCUGCGAAAAUGCUGCCUUACAGAUGAAAAUAAACUGCUUCACACGUUUGUGUUUGGCCAGUAUAAAAAGUCAUGGUUCUACAUCACAACUGUGGAAGUUCAAGAUUCUCCAGCUUUGAAAAAGGUGACCCACUUCUCCAUUGUUCUGACGGCCAAAGACUUCAACCCAGAGAAAUACGCAGCAUUCACUAGGAUACUGUGUAGAAUCUACUUGAAGCAUGGAAGUCCAGUUAAAAUGAUGGAGAGUUACAUUGCAGUCCUUACAAAGGGCAUCUGCCAAAGUGAAGAGAAUGGGUCUUUCCUCAGCAAGGAUUUUGAUGCCCGGAAGGCUUAUCUUGCUGGUUCCAUCAAAGAUAUAGUAUCCCAGUUUGGAAUGGAAACUGUUAUCCUAUAUACAGCACUGAUGUUAAAGAAGAGAAUUGUAGUGUACCAUCCCAGAAUAGAAGCUAUCCAGGAGUUCACCAGGACUUUGCCUGCUUUAGUGUGGCAUCGACAAGACUGGUCAAUUCUUCAUUCGUAUGUGCAUCUAAAUGAGGAGGAAGUGGAAGCCUUAAAAGCCUGCACAGGUUACAUUGCUGGAUUUACAGAUUCUGAAGUGAGCAGCAGACCAGACCUCUAUGACGUGUAUGUGAACUUGGCAGACAGCGAGAUCACUAUUUCCCCUGUAGUAAAAGAGGCAAUGACAAUGGGAAAACUUCACAAAGAAAUUGGACAACUAAUUGUUCAAUCUGCAGAAGAUCCAGAUAAAUCAGACAGCCAAGUCAUUAAGGAUAUUUCUCUGAAGACAAAAGAAAUCUUGGCUACUUUAGCCUCGCUGACUGAAGUUUCCGAUGGCAAUGAAAAACCAACCCUUAACUCUGAAGCCCUGAAACAAAAGCGGUUUCCACCAGCUACAGAAAACUUCCUUUUUCAUUUAGCAGCUGCUGAACAAAUGCUCAAAAUCUGAUUUUGAUGCACUGCAGUGUUGCGGACCAAUUGAAAAAUACUGUCUUUGCCAUACAGCUAGGAAUACCUGAUAUUUUAUAUGGAAAAAUUAAAGGUUUAAGAGUGAAUGUCAGAUUUA